AUGUCCAAAGAUGAAACUAGAUUACUUGUCUAUAAACCUUUGAAUAAAAUUAUUAAGCGAUUCAAGAAUCAUCCAAUUGCAGCCAAAUUGAAUAAUUUUUGUAAGAAAUUUGAUGAGCAUAGUAUUUGGAUCCACCAAGUACCGGAUGAUGAUUAUAAUGAGGAAAAGAGUGAUGUUUUAGUCUACCUUCAUGGAGGUGGAUAUAUGAUAAAUAUAGUAGAAACUCAAUUUGUAUUCCCAGCUUGUCUAUACUAUGCGAUGAGUGAACAUACUAGAAAGAGCCUUUCUAUUUUGGUAGUGGAUUAUUCUUUAACUUUGUUUGGUCAUACAUAUCCAACUCAAUUAGGGAGACUUGGUGAUUCAUGUGGUGGUCAUUUAGCACUUUCUGUCGCCCGAGCAAUUGCAUAUCCUAAAGAAACCAGGGAACAAUUUGGUCACUUUCCAAAAUUCCCCAUUGAUUUUCCAAUUGAAGGUUUACCUCAGCCAAGAUCUUUAUCUUUAGAUUCUCCUUGGAUUAGUCCUUGUACACCCGUUCUGUUUCCUAGUAGACACGGUGUUGAUUGUACUGGUGAUACAGGACCUCCAAAUACUAUCAAAGGUGAUACGUUUGUAGGUAAUGCCGACAAAUAUUUGAUUAAUAAUUUCCUCAAUUUUGCAAAUACGAACUAUGAUGAUCAUUGGGAAAAUGUGGAAGCCAUUACUAAUGGAAGAACCUUGAUGAUUGUGGGUGAAAGAGAAUAUUUGAGAGAUAGCAUUGAUGACUUCUAUUCAAUUAUCAAUAAGAAUAAGGGUUUCCUAUUAUACAGAAAAGGGAGGAAUCCAUGCUGCUGGUGCUUAUAUUGA
This is a messenger RNA of Hemisphaericaspora subhashii, 843 nucleotides long. RefSeq lists its product as uncharacterized. The record is from RefSeq and is a predicted model, not a curated record. The coding region runs from base 1 to 843 and encodes 280 amino acids. The transcript is spliced from 2 exons. Lineage: Eukaryota; Fungi; Ascomycota; Pichiomycetes; Serinales; Debaryomycetaceae.